Molecule: messenger RNA, 2892 nt
Organism: Closterium sp. NIES-65
Lineage: Eukaryota; Viridiplantae; Streptophyta; Zygnematophyceae; Desmidiales; Closteriaceae
Source: the annotation of a GenBank genome assembly
AGCGACACGUGUGCGUCCAUAGCAGCAGCGUUCAACGUCACCAAGGAGCAGCUGCAAGAGCGCAACCACGAGCUCAAAUGCAGCAAGGCGCUGCAGAUAGGGCAGCAGGUAUGGCAGGCUUCCAGGGGCAGUGGUUGGCCGUUUCCCAAGCCCGUCCUCUCCUCUUCCAAUGGAGGGGACAGGCACAACACUUCUCGAGUGUGUGUGGUGCGGGGGACAGCCGACCUGCCCGUGUGUCAGGAGUAUGUGACUGUAGCGGAGGGAGACACGUGUGACACUAUAAUGAGAUCCGCGCGGCCGCCCCUGACCAGCCAGGAGUUCUAUGCGCUGAAUCCGGGCAUCAACUGCAACGUGGGGGAGCAGAGCCUGCUGGGGCAGCAGAUCUGUACUCGCGGUGGCCAAUCAAGUGUUUUGCUGGGUGCUUCAAAAUUCUACCUUCCUUCUCCGCUAGAUAACAUUAAAAUGGCUGCGAUGCUCACUUCCAGCCUCUGCAGCAGCAAUCCAGCUGCGAGGCUUUUCCCCAGCUUGAAGCCCGCGUUGUCCGCAAAUGCCGUACAAGCACUCACCUCUCGUUACAGUCACACACCGCUCCAGCUGUCAAGCUGCUCCAAUCGCAGCCAGCGGCUGGUUGUCGUGGAAGCAUCAACUGCCAAUCCGUCCCAGAUUUCGUUUGCAACAGCGGUGGAGAGCCAACCUACCCUCUUCCAGGCAAUCGACUUCAAGAAGCUUCAAAACGGAAGUGACAUAAGGGGAGUGGCUAUUCCGGGGGUGGAGGGCGAACCUGUGACACUAACGGAGCCAGCAGCGGAGGCGAUAGGCGCGGCCUUUGCUCGGUUCCUGAAGUGGAAGAAGGAGCAGGCGGGCGAGAAGGCCGAUGGGCAACUGAGCGUGUCCAUCGGGCAUGACUCGAGAGUGUCGGCUGAUGUGAUCACGGCAGCAGUGGCGCGUGGGCUGGCAGGCGAGGGCGUGAAGGUGGUUCGGUUUGGCCUGGCGUCCACGCCAGCCAUGUUCAGCAGCACAGUCACAGAGGAUGCGAGCCUGCACUGCCCCAACGACGGAGGCAUCAUGAUCACAGCCAGCCACCUCCCCUUCAACCGUAACGGCCUCAAGUUCUUCACAGCAAAGGGCGGCGCAAACAAGGCAGAUAUCGCGGCCAUCCUGGCGUCUGCCGCCCAGAUCUACGAGUCCAUGUCAGCAGAAUCCGUGCAGGCCAAUCAGGAGAAGGCGGAGAAGCAGACGGUGCAUGUGGAUUAUAUGAAGAGAUACGCUGCAGAUUUGGUUGACGCUGUGAGGAAGGCGGCUAAGGCUGGAGAUCGUCCAUUGGAGGGUUACCACAUCGUGGUUGAUGCUGGUAACGGCGCAGGGGGCUUUUUUGCUGCCGGGGUGCUGGAGCCUCUAGGAGCCAACACUUCUGGCAGUCAAUUCCUUGAGCCUGAUGGCCUGUUUCCGAACCACAUUCCGAACCCAGAGGACAAGGCAGCCAUGGAGGCGAUCACAGGCGCGGUGCUGAGGGAGAAGGCGGACCUUGGGAUCAUCUUUGACACUGACGUGGACAGAGCUGCAGCCGUUGAUUCGUCCGGCAAGGAGAUCAACCGCAACCGUCUGAUUGCUCUCAUCGCGGCGAUCGUGCUCGAGGAGCACCCAGGCACCACUAUAGUCACGGACAGUGUGACAUCGGAUGGACUGACCACAUUCAUUGAAUCUAAGCUCGGGGGCAAGCAUCUGAGGUUCAAGCGGGGCUAUAAGAACGUGAUUGAUGAGGGCAUCAGACUGAACUCGGUGGGAGAGGAGUGCCAUCUUGCCAUGGAGACCAGCGGCCAUGGGGCUCUCAAGGAGAACAGAUGGCUUGAUGAUGGCGCCUACCUCAUGGUGAAGCUGCUGGUGAAACUGGCAUCAGCAGCAGGCAAGGGGGAGGCAAAGGGCAGUGCGGUGUUGACGCGCAUGAUAGAGGACCUGCAGGAGGCUGACGAGGCUACGGAGGUUCGGCUGCGAAUCAACCAGGACCACGCUGACGUGACACCCAUAGGGUUCCGCGCAUACGGGGAGAAGGUUCUAGAGGCGCUCACAGCCAUGGUGGAGAGCGAUGCUGCACUCUCCAAGGCCCCUGUCAACUACGAAGGGGUGCGGGUGUCCGGGUUCGGUGGAUGGUUCCUGCUGCGCUUGUCUCUCCACGACCCUGUCUUGCCACUCAACAUUGAGGGCCCUUCCAAGGCGGCCACCAGGAGGCUGGCAGAAGCUGUUGUGUCUGUGACAUCGCAGUUUCCUGCUCUGGACACGUCUGCUCUUCGCAACCAAGGAAGCAGCGGAGCGAGGGAUCGUAACCGAUACGAAACGGACGACGGCGGAGGGAGCGGAACUGGGGGCAGAUGGCGGGGCUCAGGCGGAGCGGGAGGCGGAGGAGGCGGCGGAGGAAGCAGGGGAGGAGGCGGUGGAGGAAGCGGGGGAGGAGGGGGAGGGGGCGGAGGGGAAGGGGGAGGUGGGAGCGGAAUGGGAAGCGGAUGGGGAGGCGGGAGCGGAAACGAGGGUUCAGGGUUUGGAGGGUUUGGAAGCUUCCCACCAUCUUCCUUACCUCGCCUCAGCCCGCUGAACAUCCUUCUCGAAAUCCAGCGGCGCGUGAACAGUUACUUUGCCGCCCGGCCGCUGCGCAGAGCCAUGUUUGGCGGCAUCGCAUUGUUUGGCGGUUUCUACGUCGCCCAAACCAUCUCUCUCUCCUUCGGCGCUCUGAGCGUGAAUGACGUGGCAGCUGCUGCGAUAUGUCUGGUUUUCACCGAAGUGGUAACCAGAUCGUACUACUCUACGUUACGCCCGUCGUUCCCACUCGCUCUGCUGAACGUGUUCAAGAUGGGAUUCACUUACGGUCUCUUCAUAGACGCUUUCAAGCUAGCCAGCUGA